AUGUCAAGCUCAUCCAUCUUAGACUUCUCCAAAGAAAACUAUUGGUCACAAGUUCUUAAGGACAAACUUGAUGGACAGCUUACACCAUCAAUAACGAGACUAAAUUUGUCUUCAUGUCACAUUGAUGGCGAUUGUUGUGCAAUUUUACAAGAAUUUCUUCAGUCUCCUGAUUGCCAUUUGUUAUCAUUAGACGUUUCAAGUACUAGAAUGGCUGUUUCUGAGGCUAGUAUGCUCUUUACUUCAAUUGCUAAGACAACAAUCAUAGAAUUUUAUGCGGAUGACUUGAUAUUAAAGGAAGAAUCCAUACAGAAAUUAGCUGAAACUCUCUCUUCUGACUCAAAUAUUGAAGUUUUGAGUUUAUGUGGAUGUGAUUUGAACCAAAGAUCGAUUGCAACGCUUGCUACAGCACUCCCUUACGCUAAAAACCUCAAAUAUUUACGUCUUGAAAGCAAUUCGAUGUACUCUGAUGGAGCAAUAGCAUUAGAAAAAGUUUUACCGAAAACCAACCUCAUUUCUCUUGAAAUUGCUGAUAAUAUGAUAUGGAAUGAUGGCACUGAUGCCAUUCUUAGUGCUAUUUCGCAAGGAACUCAAAUUCAAUAUCUGGAUAUUUCGUAUAAUGUACUUAAUAUUCCAUCACUUCUUUCAUGUCUUACUCCUUUCAGCAGCCUGAAGAGCUUAGCUAUCAGUGGCUGCAAGGUCGAACAGCAACACGUUCAAAAUUUGAUCGAACAUCUCGGAAAGUCACAUUUAGAGACAUUUAUUAUGGAUGGCCUUGAUUUUAAUUACUUACCGAUUACAUGGCCUAAAGUUACAGACAGUUUCUUUUCAAAUGAUCAACUUUUUAAUUUAUUUGAAAAUUCGUUACUCGAAUCACAGACAUUAACAGACGUACGUAUCGGAUUCCUAUCUACCAUGCAAAUUGGCCGUCUAAUGAACAGCCUUUCCAAGCUGAAACGCAAAAUUACGAUUACAUUACAAGAUUUCUACAGAACGAACGAUUUUUACGUUCUCCAUUUCCCCGAUUUCUACAUUGAAGGCUGCGAUGAGCUCCUUGCCGUCACUUGUGAUAUAGAUAACUGCACUUCUGACGUUUUUGGCCAAAUUGUUAAAAAUGUCAAAACUCCAAACGGCCAAAUCUCCAAACUCGAGAUCACAAUGGAACAACAGAGCGAUAGCAAAGGUCUUGAGCUUGCUUUAUCAUCACUUUCACAGACAAAUGUUGAAAAAUUAGUUGUUGAUCUUAAAAGUUACUCUAAAUUCACAAUUGACGGCCUCAAGACAGCCAUUUCUAAUGGAGCCAAGUUCACCGAGAUAACUCUUCACGGUUCUAGGUUUUCAAACGAAAUCUUCCAAGAUUUCUUUGACUUUCUUAAUAACACUAAAAACAACGUUGUCAACAUCACCAUUGGACUUGAUUCGAACGACUGUGCUGAAGACAUGCUUCACAGUUGCAUGGACAGUGCAUUGAAGUUCUUCAAGAAACAGAUCAGAGAGUUUUACUUGGAAGGAGACAUUACUCCUGCCGAUGCUCUCUAUGUCUGCGCUUCUCUGUAUGACAACAAGGAGAUAAGGAUAAUAGACAUCAAUUCCUCAAAUAUACAGGCAUACAAGAGUCCUGAUCCACAACUGAAACAGUCAACAAUUGACAUCUUCUUGAGAUUGGCCGAAUUACUUGAAAAAAUUACAAAACAAGAAUCAAGUUUGCACACGUUCAACUAUCCUCUGUUUACUGAUAUUUAUGUUGACAACGACCAAAUAUUGCCUAAAUGGCUCUCGGCAAGAAAGAAGAUACAGGAAAGACACGAAAGUGUCCAAGAAUAA
Messenger RNA from Trichomonas vaginalis G3, 1821 nucleotides. RefSeq lists its product as uncharacterized. The record is from RefSeq and is a predicted model, not a curated record. The coding region runs from base 1 to 1821 and encodes 606 amino acids. Gene Ontology annotation, biological process: nucleocytoplasmic transport; activation of GTPase activity. The transcript has a single exon. Gene Ontology annotation, molecular function: small GTPase binding; GTPase activator activity. Lineage: Eukaryota; Parabasalia; Trichomonadida; Trichomonadidae. Gene Ontology annotation, cellular component: nucleus; perinuclear region of cytoplasm; cytosol.